CCUCCGACGGAGGGAGGGGUAGGCGGCAGACCCUCGCCGCGGCGGGGCGCGGCUGGGGGACGGCUUUCCUCCGCUCCCCUGCGGCGGCGGGUGCCCGAGGCGCCGGUGGCCAUGGCCGCCUGCUGCCUCACCGCCGAGGAGAAGGAGUCGCACCGCAUCAGCGCGGAGAUCGAGCGGCAGCUGCGCCGGGACAAGCGGGACGCCCGCCGGGAGCUGAAGCUGCUGUUGCUGGGCACAGGAGAAAGUGGCAAGAGUACGUUCAUUAAACAAAUGAGGAUUAUUCAUGGAUCAGGUUAUACAGAAGAAGACAGGAAAGGCUUCACAAAACUGGUUUACCAAAAUAUAUUUACUGCCAUGCAAGUGAUGAUCAGAGCCAUGGAUACUCUCCAGAUACAAUACACAUCCAAAGAGAAUGAGGAGAGUGCUCAGAUGAUCAAAGAAGUGGAAGUGGCUAAAGUGACAGUGCUGGAAAGAAAACAAGUAGAAGCAAUAAAGAAGCUCUGGGAAGACCCAGGAAUUCAAGAAUGCUACGACAGACGGAGGGAAUACCAGCUCUCAGAUUCUGCUAAGUAUUAUCUUACUGACCUUGAUCGUAUUGCUAUGUCCUCAUUUGUGCCAACUCAGCAAGAUAUUCUUAGAGUCCGAGUGCCAACUACAGGAAUUAUUGAGUAUCCUUUUGAUUUAGAAAAUAUUAUAUUUAGGAUGGUGGAUGUAGGUGGCCAAAGGUCAGAAAGAAGGAAGUGGAUCCAUUGUUUUGAAAGUGUUACUUCCAUCAUUUUCUUAGUUGCAUUAAGUGAAUAUGAUCAAGUCUUGGCAGAAUGUGACAAUGAGAAUCGAAUGGAAGAAAGCAAGGCCUUAUUUAAAACUAUCAUUACAUAUCCCUGGUUUCUGAAUUCCUCAGUCAUUUUAUUUUUAAAUAAAAAAGAUCUUCUGGAGGAGAAAAUAAUGUAUUCCCAUCUAAUUAGUUACUUUCCAGAAUACACAGGACCUAAACAAGAUGUCAAAGCUGCCAGAGACUUCAUUUUGAAGCUGUAUCAGGAUCAGAACCCAGACAAGGAGAAAGUAAUCUAUUCCCACUUCACUUGUGCCACAGACACAGAAAAUAUUCGUUUCGUCUUUGCUGCUGUCAAGGACACAAUCCUGCAAUUAAACCUGAGGGAGUUCAACCUGGUUUAAGGAAGGAAACAUGGUUGCAGCCACAAAGUAUGGUUUACUCAUAGCAGAGCCUGUGUGAUUUAAAAAAAGGUGUCUUUUUAAAUACCAUUUACAGAAAUGGGAAGAUGAUUUAUAUUUGCUGAAGAAGUAUGGCUUAAGAGAACUGUAAAGAAUGAGUUUCAAAGUUUACUUUUUAAGCUAUACAUUUAAAAUAUUGUGUUCAUACUUCCCAUAUUAGUUUUGUCUGUGAGUUUUGACAGCUGUGGGAAUUAAGUAUAUUUAGAGGAAUGUACAUAACUACAUUGCUGUCCAGCUGGUAUUUUCUUAAGAUUUUUCUUUUUUUUUCUUUCUUUUAUUUGACAUUUACAAUCAUAGCUUAUAAAAUUUCAGUGAUGCCUUAAAAAUGACAAGUUAGUGUUAUUUUAGGGUGCUACACAUUUUAAAAUUCUUGUUCUGAAGCAAAGUAGUUGAAAGACUAGGGCAAACCUAUUACACUUUUUAGAAGCAUCUCUGAGUAGCCUUGAUAGGCCAAACCCUAUCCUUACAAAAGGUUAUUUAUUGGAGACCCUUGCGUAUCACUGCCUUUUUGCACAAGUGCCUUACAAUAAUAAAAUACCUUUCACAGUUAAGGAAUGACAAAUUAAUAUCUUGUAGGCAGUCCAUGGAAUUUCCGUUUUUUCUGAAGGGGAAAAGCAUUUCUCAAACAGCAGGGCAUUUAUCAAAUGUUCUCAGCAUUCACUGCCACAGGAGCUCGGAGAUCAUCCACAGCUUCCAGCAUAAACUAGGCCUUAAAUUUCUCCGAGUCUCUAAUGUAACUUGCUUUUUGCACUUUGCAUGUUCCUGUUGUUGUGCUUGAUGGGUAGUUUUGCAUGGAUUAGAGAGCAGCAAAGCCUCUCCUCUGGAAGAUUCCCAGCCAUUUUGCCAUCUCCUCUACUCCCGGGCCCCACAAACCUUUCCACUAAAGAUGUCAGCAUCACUAACAGCUCAGUCAAUUCUCCACUGGGUCAAAAACUCCCCGAGAACAUAAUAAAGACAUUAGGGCAAUCCUGAAAACCUUUUUUACCCAUGCAAAAUUCCUGGUAGGCAGCGCCACUUGAUCAGCUAAUGCAGCAACAUGGGUAAGGAGAGUAUUUUAGUAGAACAGUCUGUUAUUAUCAGUGAUUCAGCCCAGAAGAUACGCUCAGAUUUUCCUGUAUUUACGUGCAUGAAAAUUCCUCUUUUCCAAGAAAUAUAGCAAUAGUUUUUACUAUAAUUUACAUAUCAUCAAGUUCUAUGCAGCACAGAAAAAAAUCAAGUUAUCCUGAUUUUUCAGCUUGAGUAGGGCUUCUGUGUAUUAUUCAGCCAGGUUCAUACCUCUCUCAGUUCAGUCCUGUGAAAAGCACACUCUGACCUUUCACUUCCCAUUAAAAAUGUUUACCAAUUCACAUAUUAAACAGCACUGUUCCCUUUUGUCCAGCAGUGCAGAAAAAGUAAAGUAUGUUCAGAGCUGCUUUUGGAUGCUAAAGACAAAAAAACCAGCCUGUAACAUUUGAUUCAUUUGUUCUUUGUUUAGUGUUGGAACAAGCAGUAGAAGCCUGUCCUUACACUGCUUUAAUGUUCUUCUGUGAGGUUAAGGACACUGACGUAUGUAUGUUAUGCCCAUACUAGUGAAUGGCACUAAUCAACACUGAGAUAUCUAUUAAAACUUCAUAUAGAUACAGAGAUAUUUACAAACAAGCCACAAGACUUAGCAAUUCUAUUAAGGUUUGUGAUGUAUUUGUUGAAACUGUUUUACAUCAGCAGACUAAUAAGGAAACUUGGCAUUUGUAGUUCAAAUUCAGGAAUAUGCUGUAAGUAUUAAAUUCUAAUUACCAUUACAUAGUAAUAUUAAUCUUUUAUUGACUACUGUGUGAUAUUUAUUAUUUCCAGAUAGAUCACUAAAAAUAACUCAGAAGGAACAAAAUACUUCAGUGAUUUGUUUGAUAUGUGUGUUUUGUGAAGUGCUAAAAAUAAUAAGUAGCUAAUGGCAUACAUACAGAUUUUUUUGGGGGGGAAAAAAAAAGGAUUUCGUAAGAAUCUGGUUUUCUGGCAACAUCAUCUAUGUUUUUUCAAUGCGGCAACAGGAAAAAAACUACUUUAAAGGGAUCUUAUACAUGUAAAUCCAGUUAUGAAAAACUUGUCCUUAUAAUAAACUAAAG
Messenger RNA from Grus americana (Whooping crane), 3332 nucleotides. Its product is annotated as guanine nucleotide-binding protein subunit alpha-14. Gene Ontology annotation, cellular component: heterotrimeric G-protein complex. Gene Ontology annotation, biological process: action potential; phospholipase C-activating dopamine receptor signaling pathway; adenylate cyclase-modulating G protein-coupled receptor signaling pathway. The record is from RefSeq and is a predicted model, not a curated record. The transcript is spliced from 7 exons. Bases 112 to 1176 code for a protein of 354 amino acids. Gene Ontology annotation, molecular function: GTPase activity; G-protein beta/gamma-subunit complex binding; guanyl nucleotide binding. Lineage: Eukaryota; Metazoa; Chordata; Aves; Gruiformes; Gruidae.